GGCAGGCUGUAAGCGUUCAAGGGCUGGAUACGUCCAUUGGGUGUGGGGGAUUCUUGUGAACAACGAGCAGAAACCUGAGCAGAAAGGGGAGGAGGCAAAGAAAGUGGAAACGAAAAUACUUCACACUUGAGCGAGUGCCAAGGACAAAAUCGGACUGUAGGAAACAUUUCUGCGUUAGUAUGGCGUGGAUUCUUUGUCGUUCCUCGUUCAAUUGACCGUGUGCUGCUGCCAGUGGCAGUGCUGGCAGGUGCGGGAGCCCAUCCCAUCCCCGUGUCGACAUCGGGGUGUAUUAGGAGCUAAGUGGAGGGUUAGCGAGGACUCCUUAGACUGGAGGAAGCGGCGUGGUGCCAGUCUGGGCUGGUCUCUGCGAUUACGUCCCCGCGGGUGUGUCAGCUAAAAGCCCCAGGGAGUGGUGCAGCACUGACACACGCGAGCCUAGCGGAGCCCGAGCGGCCACGGCGUCAGCUGGGGAGCGAUGGCAUCGGCAUCUCCCACUGCAGCCACCUCGCAGUCCACCCUGCCCUCCGGACCGGUCGUCUUUAAAACCAUCCCCUACGCCUUCAUCCUGCCGGAGAUAAUCUGCGGGGCCUGGGUUUGGAUCCUCGUUGCUGCUACCUCAGUCUCCUUCCCACUGCUGCAGGGAUGGGUUAUGUACGUGUCCCUCACCUCCUUCCUCAUCUCCCUGUUGCUCCUCCUAAGUUACCUCUUCGGCUUUCACAAAAACAGCAACAACUGGAAAGUGCUGGAUAGUUUGUACCACGGUGCCACAGCCAUUCUGUACAUGAGCGCUGCUGUCUUGCAAGCCAACGCGACAAUCAACUCGGAGUUCAGCUUCAGCUCACCACGCUACUACCAGCUCAACUGUGCGGCAUCGGUGAGUCAGUCCAGAAGCACACCAGCAGCUUCUCCCGGGGAGAGCAGAAGCAAAUAUGACUUCCAAGGCAGCGACACUCCAACCCAAGCCUGUAUCACCCAGCGGCCUCAGCUGCUUUUGUCCAUCACACUGUGCAGCCAGCAUAAGGGGGUUCUUGGGGCUCAGCAGCUCAGGGACAUCCUGAGCAAUGUGGGGGCUUUGCUUCUUCUGUGAGGCUGGAGGGAGCUC
Molecule: messenger RNA, 1102 nt
Organism: Tympanuchus pallidicinctus (lesser prairie-chicken)
Lineage: Eukaryota; Metazoa; Chordata; Aves; Galliformes; Phasianidae
Gene: MALL
Product: mal, T cell differentiation protein like
Exons: 3
Coding region: 476-1087 (203 amino acids)
Biological process (GO): myelination
Cellular component (GO): membrane
Molecular function (GO): structural constituent of myelin sheath
Source: RefSeq, a predicted model, not a curated record